AGUCGUGUCGGCAUCGGCUAAAACCAAUACAAAUCAUGACUUCACAACCCACGUCAUCACUCCCAUGGAGGACCAGGCUCGCCAUUUCAUUUCUCUCGACUCUUACGGACCUCACUUGCCGUCCCGACGGCACUGUCAACCGCCGCCUCCUCAGUUUCCUCGACUUUCAGGCCCCUCCCAACGGCAAACCCAUCAAAUCCGUUUCUACCUCCGACAUAAUCGUCGACAGUACCCGAAACCUCUGGUUCCGUCUCUUUUCCCCCUCUGGCCCCCUCGCAGCCAACUCAAACCCUCCGGUCUUCAUUUUCUUCCACGGAGGUGGAUUUACCUUCCUCAGCCCUUCAUCUAAAGCCUACGACGCCGUUUGCAGGAGAUUUGCUCGUAAACUCCCUGCGUUUGUCAUCUCCGUUAAUUACCGUCGGACCCCGGAGCACCGCUACCCCGCUCAAUACGACGACGGAUUUGACGUUCUUAAGUUCCUCGACGAAAAUAGCGAUACCGUACUCCCAAAAAAUGCUGAUCUGCGCCGGUGUUUUUUGGCCGGAGAUAGCGCUGGCGCCAACUUGGCACACCACGUGGCAGUCCGAGCUUCACAGACUGGAUUCCGGAAGGUUAAACUAAUCGGGUUAGUUUCUAUACAACCAUUUUUCGGAGGGGAGGAACGGACCGAUGCAGAAAACCGACUAGUAGGGUCCAGCUCUUUCUUAGUUUCGGUACCACGAACCGACUGGUGCUGGAAAGUAUUUUUGCCAAUCGGGUCGAAUCGGGAUCAUGGGGCAUCAAAUGUGAGCGGGCCAAAUGCGGUAGAUAUUUCGGGUCUGGAGUUUCCAAAGACGGUGGUGUUUGUGGGUGGGUUUGACCCGUUACAGGAUUGGCAACGGAGGUACCAUGAUUGGUUAAAGAAAUCAGGGAAGGAUGCGACUUUAAUCGAGUAUCCAAACAUGGUUCACGCGUUCUAUGUUUUUCCAGAAUUAAGCGAAGCCACUACGUUGAUUAUGCAGGUGAAGGAUUUCGUUGGCAAUUGCAUGUCUAAUGCAUGAAAUGUAAAGGGAGAUAAAAUAUUCAUGCUUAGUGGAAUAAAAAACAUAACACAGCUAACUCUACUUGUAUUUAGAUAAAAAAAAAAAGUUUAUGUAAUUUAAAUUGUUUUAGAGUAUAUAAUUUUAAUUAUUAAAUAGAAAUGAGUCUUUUAA
Rubroshorea leprosula is the source of this 1193-nucleotide messenger RNA. Lineage: Eukaryota; Viridiplantae; Streptophyta; Magnoliopsida; Malvales; Dipterocarpaceae. The record is from the annotation of a GenBank genome assembly.